AAAAACAGACAUAAAAUCUAAUUUCAAAAACCCUAAAGAAAAAGUUUCUCAGUUCCAAAUUUCUUAAUGGAUGUUCGAAAGUCACCUCGGUUACAAAAGAAUCCAUCUGCUGCUGCUUCAUCUUCUUCCACUGGCCGAGAAGAAGAAAGAGAGGUCCAAGAAGAAGAAACCACUGAUCACAGCAAACAGAUCAACAAACUCAUAUCCACUUAUUUUACUCCUCCGAAACUCAAACCCAUUCCAAAACGUCCUGUCGCCAAAUUCAAACCCAAUUCUUCUACUACUACUACUGCUGACAAAUCACAGGUGGUUGAAGCUGAGAAACCAGAGAAGAAGAAGAAUGAUGCUGGAGCAGUGAAUGAGAAGAAUCCUCGUCGAGUUUGGACGUAUGCCGAUGAGAUUCUUCUUCUCAAAGCCAUGGCAGAUUAUGUUAAAAAAGGUGAAAACCCUAAUUCUCUGGCCUUUUAUGAAUUUAUCCAGACUAAGAUUAGUGUGGAUGUUAAUUUUGAACAAAUCAGAAAUAAAAUUAAGAAAGCUAGACAGAGAUAUGAAGCAAAAGAAGAGGAAGAGAAGAAAGGGAAAGUGUUGAAGUUUACAACACCUCAUCUCCAGGAAUGUCAUGAAUUGUCAAAGCCCAUAUGGGGGAGUGGUGGUGAACUAGAAGAUGGUGGCGAUGGUGUUGAAGGCAGUGAAACAGUUGGGGUGGAGAAUGAAGAUUAUCUGGAAAUUCGAAAGUUUAAGAGAGAUAAGAAGAAAAAAGCAGUUGAGUCUAAGAAACCUGGAAAUGAACAUAGGAAAGAUGGUGCUGCAGAGGAACCAGAAGAAGAAGAUGUUCAGUUCCAUGCUGUUGCUGACAAGGAAAAAGAAGAUGAAGCAGAAAAUGUUCAGGUCCAUGCUGUUCCUGAGAAGGAAAAAGGAGUUGAAGCAGAAAAUGUACAUGUCAAUGCUGUUGCUGAGAAGGAAAAGGGAGUUGAAGCAGAAAAUGUACAUGUCAAUGCUGUUGCUGAGAAGGAAAAAGGAGUUGAAGCAGAAAAUGUACAUGUCAAUUCUGUUGCUGAGAAGCAAAAACAAAUCGAAGGUGGUGAAACCGAAGAGAAAAACAAGAAGAAGAAGAGAAAAACUGAAGAAAAUGUUCAGGUCCAUGCUGAUGCUGAGAAGCAAAAAGAAGUUGUUGAAGCUGGUGAAAUCAAAGAGAAAAGCAAGAAGAAGAAGAGAAAAGCUGAAGAAAACGCUCAGGUCCAUGCUGUUGUUGAGAAGCAAAAAGAAGCUGAAGCAGAAAAUGUUCAUGUCAAUGCUGAUGCUGAGAAGGAAAAAGAAGUUGAAGCAGAAAAUGUUCAGGUCAAUGCUGAUGCUGAGAAGCAAAAAGAAGUUGAAGCAGAAAAUGUUCAUGUCAAUGCUGAUGCGGAGAAGGAAAAAGAAGUUGAAGCAGAAAAUGUACAUGUCAAUGCUGAUGCUGAGAAGCAAAAACAAGGCGAAGGUGGUGAAACCAAAGAGAAAAACAAGAAGAAGAAAAAGAAGAAGAAAGCUGAAGAAGAUGUUCAGGUCCAUGCUGAUGCUGAGAAGCAAAAAGAAGUUGAAGCUGGUGAAAUCAAAGAGAAAAACAAGAAGAAGAGGAGAAAAGCUGAAGAAAAUGUUCAGGUCCAUGAUGUUGCUGAGAAGGAAAAAGAAGUUGAAGCAGAAAAUGUACAUGUCGAUGCUGUUGCUGAGAAGCAAAAAGAAGUUGAAGCAGAAAAUGUUCAUGUCAAUGCUGAUGCGGAGAAGGAAAAAGAAGUUGAAGCAGAAAAUGUUCAUGUCAAUACUGAUGCUGAGAAGAAAAAAGAAGCUGAUUCUGAGAAAGAAAAAGAAGUUGAAGCAGAAAAUGUACAUGUCAAUGCUGUUGCUGAGAAGCAAAAAGAAGUUGUUGAAGCUGGUGAAACCAUAGAGAAAAAUAAGAAGAAGAAGAAGAAGAAGAAGAAGAGAAAAACUGAAGAAAAUGUUCAGGUCCAUGCUGAUUGUGAGAAGCAAAAAGAAGUUGAAGCUGGUGAAAUCAAAGAGAAAAACAAGAAGAAGAAGAGAAAAGCUGAAGAAAAUGUUCAGGUCCAUGAUGUUGCUGAGAAGGAAAAGGAAGUUGAAGCAGAAAAUGUACAUGUCCGUGCUGAUGCUGAAAAGCAAAAAGAAGUUGAAGGUGGUGAAACCAAAGAGAGAAACAAGAAGAAGAAGAGACAAACUGGUGCUGGUGAUGCUGAGUGUGUAUCGGAAAAUCUGAUUAUUGAACAAUUGGCUAAGGCACCUUGGGGUUUAGAAGGGUUUCUAAAUGAGGAAACUAAGAAAGCUAUUCAAUCAAUUGAUCCAUCGAAAGUGGUGGCGUUGGAAGAAAAAUGGAAGCAGUUGCAAGUUCAAGAGAUGCAGGUGCUCUUGAAAAGGGCUAUUUUGGUUCAUGAGUUUGCAUCGAUGAUAUCGGGGGCAUCAGUGAGGUCACCAACUUCCUAAGUUUUUUUUUUUCUCUGACUUACUUGACUACAAGCUGGUUUUUUGUCUUCUCAAUAGCACAAGUGGGGGGGUCAGUGGUGAAAUUUUUUGGCUAGACAGAAGAUUUGCAGGAUUUUAGUUAAUGUUGCCAUAGGAUUUUAGUUAGUGUUUUUUUCUGAUCAAAUUUUAGUUAGUGUUUUUAAUUUUCUGCCGCUUAAAUGUCUGUGCAUGUUAAUGCUUAACUGGCUAUAUUGACUUACUAGAUUGUAAGCUGUUUUUUGACUUCCUAGUAGUGGAAGUGGGUGGUACAGUGUUGGGAUGUUUAAAAGAU
Molecule: messenger RNA, 2779 nt
Organism: Papaver somniferum (opium poppy)
Lineage: Eukaryota; Viridiplantae; Streptophyta; Magnoliopsida; Ranunculales; Papaveraceae
Product: axoneme-associated protein mst101(2)-like
Exons: 1
Coding region: 67-2469 (800 amino acids)
Biological process (GO): regulation of DNA-templated transcription
Cellular component (GO): nucleus
Source: RefSeq, a predicted model, not a curated record